AUGUCUGAACAGGCAGUUGCUGUGGCUGGUGGAGUAGUAGCUGGACUUCUGCUUCUGGUCCUUCUGGGGAUAGCCGCCUACCUCUUCUGGAAGAGUAAAUAUCUCAAGGGCUCUUAUGAAGAACUGACUGAUCCAGUCACCCCGGUUCUGCAGGAGCCAGAUGUUGCUCAAUCAACUUCCGUUCCUCCUCAAAACGCCAGAGCAAAAAGUGUUCCUUUCAUUGUCCCGCCCAAAUUUCACCGACAAGGGUGGACCGAUGUGCUAAACGGAGAACAAAUUCAAGAGGAGAAUGAGCUUUAUGUUACUCCAGAUUCUGGACCCCGAUCCUCUUUCCAUUCUUUAGCUGGAGCGUACCUUGGAGGGACCAUCAAUCCAGAACUGUACCGUUUUCCGGAAGACGAGAGUGAGACGGACUUCCCGGAAGGAAAUAUUGGCCGGCUUUGGUUCUCCGUAGAAUAUGAGAAAGAGUCCGAAAGGCUGCUAGUCUCCUUGAUUAAAGCCCGGAAACUUCAGCCUCCUUCUGGUUCCUGCAACCCCUUGGUGAAGAUCUACCUGCUCCCGGACGAGAGGCGUUACUUGCAAUCCAAAACAAAACGCAAAAAUCUCAAUCCUCAGUUCGAUGAGGAUUUUGUUUUCCAGAUUUCAAGCGCUGUUUUAUUUCAGAGGACGCUGAAGUUCUGCGUCUACCAUGUUGAUAAACAGAAGAAGCAUAUUCUCCUGGGCCAAGUUAUCUUCCCACUGAAAAAUGAAACUUUGGCUGAAGAUGGAAAGGUUGUGGUCUGGAGAGAUUUGGAACCAGAUAACCUGGAGCCACCUUCUGAGCAUGGCGACCUCCAAUUCUCCCUCAGCUACAAUGACUACCUGGCCCGCCUCACGGUGGUGGUGCUGAGGGCACGAGGUUUAAAGGUCCAGAAAGAGCGAAACAGUGUUGGUGUGUGUGUCAGAGUGUCACUAAUGAACCACAACCAGCUCAUCAAAAGCAAAAGGACCACAGCAAUCAUUGGAUCCUCCAAUCCGUUGUACAAUGAGACUUUUAGCUUCAAGGUGGACCAGCUGGACCUCGACGCAACCAGUCUGAACUUGUCUGUUCUGCAAGGAGAUGAGACAUCCUCGCUGGGCCGUGUGAUUGUGGGGCCCUUUAUGUACACCCGGGGGAAGGAACUCGAACAUUGGAACGAGAUGAUGAGCAAACCCAAGGACCUGGUCAAAAGAUGGCAUGCGCUGUCGCUUAGCAGCUGA
Protobothrops mucrosquamatus (brown spotted pit viper) is the source of this 1239-nucleotide messenger RNA. Its product is annotated as synaptotagmin-15. Gene Ontology annotation, biological process: cellular response to calcium ion; regulation of dopamine secretion; regulation of calcium ion-dependent exocytosis. The transcript is spliced from 8 exons. The coding region runs from base 1 to 1239 and encodes 412 amino acids. Gene Ontology annotation, molecular function: clathrin binding; syntaxin binding; calcium ion binding. The record is from RefSeq and is a predicted model, not a curated record. NCBI's taxonomy places the organism in Eukaryota, Metazoa, Chordata, Lepidosauria, Squamata, Viperidae.